Messenger RNA from Spathaspora passalidarum NRRL Y-27907, 3006 nucleotides. It is a transcript of the gene XOG1, whose product is annotated as glucan 1,3-beta-glucosidase. The transcript has a single exon. The record is from RefSeq and is a predicted model, not a curated record. Gene Ontology annotation, cellular component: extracellular region; cell surface. Gene Ontology annotation, biological process: glucan catabolic process. Gene Ontology annotation, molecular function: glucan exo-1,3-beta-glucosidase activity. The coding region runs from base 266 to 1567 and encodes 433 amino acids. NCBI's taxonomy places the organism in Eukaryota, Fungi, Ascomycota, Pichiomycetes, Serinales, Debaryomycetaceae.
AUUAUAAAUAUUCUUAAAUAUCCCUAAUCCCCACCUUGGGUAGUAAUUGCAAGCUUUUCUUUCUUAUUUUUCCCUUUUCCUCGUAAACUUACCAGAGGUUACUAUCCGACACGACAGCGUCAACACCAACUACAAAUACGACACGGUUCGCCCUAUAGCUUGAUUUUAACGUACAUACAUACCGUACACACUGCAUUAAAGAGAACCACUCUUUCGUUUUAAUAAAGUAACUAUUUUUUUUUCAUAGUAAAAAUUUUUUGCACCCAUGCAAUUAUCCAAACUACUUUCCAUCGCAGCCGUGGCAAUAUCCCUGGUUAAUGCCUUGGCUAUCCCUGACUUUCUUUUGAAGAAUGAUAAUUUGAAAAUGCUCACCAAGAAAAGUGGUGGAUGGGAUUAUGGCAAUGAUAUAAUGAGAGGGGUUAAUCUUGGAGGUUGGUUUGUGUUGGAAGCCUACAUUACUCCAUCCUUGUUUCAACCUUGGGUUGGUGCAAACGGAGACCAGCUGCAAGUUCCAGUUGAUGAAUACCAUUUCACCGAGGUUUUAGGAAAGGAUUUGGCCCUUCAAAGAUUAAAUCAACAUUGGUCAUCUUGGUACAUUGAAGAUGAUUUUAAACAAAUGAGUGAAUUGGGAUUGAAUAUGGUGAGAAUCCCAAUCGGGUAUUGGGCUUUUGAUUUGUUAGAAGGUGAUCCUUAUGUUCAAGGUCAAGUUGAAUACUUGGACCAAGCAAUUGGUUGGUGUAGAAAGUAUGGUUUGAGUGUUUGGAUUGAUUUACACGGUGCACCAGGAUCCCAGAACGGGUUUGAUAAUUCUGGUUUGAGAGAUUCUCUUCAAUUCCAAGAUGGUGACAACACUCAAUUCACCAUUAAUUUACUUAACAAUGUCUUUUCCAAGUAUGGUUCCGACCAAUUUUCUGAUGUUGUCAUUGGUAUUGAAUUAUUGAAUGAACCAUUGGGUCCUAACAUGGAUAUGGAUUACUUGAAGACUUUCUAUUCUACCUGUUACAACAACUUGCGUGAUGUUUCCAACUCUCCAGUGGUUAUUCAUGACGCAUUUAUGCCAUCGGGAUACUGGAAUGAUUUCAUGACUGUUGAAUCUGGUCAAGACAAUGUUAUCGUUGAUCACCACUACUACCAAGUCUUCUCUGCUGGUGAAUUGUCCCGUGAUAUCAAUGCACAUAUCUCCGUUGCUUGUGGCUGGGGAUCCUCGGCUAAGCAAGAGUACCAUUGGAACAUUGCCGGUGAAUGGUCUGCCGCCUUGACUGAUUGUGCUCCAUGGUUGAAUGGUGUCAAUAGAGGUGCUCGUUGGGAAGGUCAAUACGAUGGAUCUCCAUACAUGGGUUCCUGUCAACCAUACUUGGACAUUAGUCAAUGGCCAAGCGAUUAUAAUACUAAUGUCCGUAAGUAUAUUGAAGCUCAAUUGGAUGCAUUUGAACAUGUUGGUGGGUGGAUCUUCUGGAAUUGGAAGACUGAAAGUGCCGGUGAAUGGGAUUUCCAAAGAUUGACUUACUACAAGUUGUUCCCACAACCUUUGUCCGACAGACAAUACCCUGGCCAAUGUGGAUUUUAAGCAGGUGUUGUCUAUUGCAUAAAUUUCAUUUCUUGUUUUCGGUUUAUAUUCUUGCGUAUAUAGGUAAACUUAAUCUAAAAAAUUAAUAUGGAAACCUAAAUGGUUAACUUCUUGAACAAGGGUUCCAAUUCAAGUGAAUCUUUCAUCACCUUGACUAAAACAUCAGCAGCGUGUUGAUAGUCGCUCAAUUCGUUGUACACAUGACAUGAGAAUCUAGCGUAUAAUUUCCCGUUAUGAACAACACAAGGAAUGAAUGACUUGUGGACAUCAAUAGAUGGAGUAUACACGGUUUGAUCAAAUCUAGUCCAAUUGGCCUUGAUGGCAGCAACGUCAAUUCCAAGUGAUUCACAAGGUACUUCAACAUUGACCAUAGCACUGAUCAAGUUUUCCUGAUCUAAAUAAGAAGUACCCCAUUGUUUGGAAAUAACUUCACCAACUUGCUUAGCUAACGAAUUACAGUAUUUGUAAAUGGUCUCUUCACCACCACACACUUCGUUUCUAAACUUUAUAGCAUCAGAAAUCACACUAACAGAUGCAUAAUUUUUGGCACCAAUAAAGGAAAAUCUAUCAAUUAAACGAUUGAGUUCUUGUUCCUCGGAUAAUUUCACAUCAUCUUGAACAUAAGAAUGACUGAUUGGCAUGGUGUGGAUCUUAUGGUGUUGUUUGGCAUCAACGUACAUUAAUGCACAAGCGGUAGGGACAAAGAACCACUUAUGCAAGUUGCUAACAUAGAAAUCUGGGGCGAUUUCUGACAAGUCUUGUGGAAUGCAUCCGAUACCGUGAGCACCGUCAAUCAACGAAACCACAUCGUAUUUCUUACAUAAAUUGACCAAUUGCUUGAAAGGGAAGAUGACUCCCGGCAUGGAAGAAAUAGUAUCGAAUAAACACAUAGUAGGCUUCUCUUCUUUGAACACCUUUUCAAAUUUUUGUAAAAUUUCAUCAUCGGAAAUAGGAUAGUUUACUUCAAUUUCAACGUACUCAACGCCGUAUCUAUAAUUCAAGAACUUAACAACGUUGUAACAGGAACCAUAAACAUUGGAUUGCAUGACAAUCUUGUCACCUUUCUUGAAUGGAUAACUUCUCAAAAUGGUAUUGACACCCGUGGUGGCAUUAUCGACAAGGGCCAAGUUAUGGUAAUCACAAUUGACAACUUCACUUAAUUGCUUCAAAGCGUCGGUGUACUUGUCACGGAUGUCAUGGAAGAAUUUGUCGGUGUAGUGGUACUGUUCUCCACUUGCUUGUUUGAAUUUUUGGAUGACAGGAUCAGGUGCUUGUCCCCAGGAUCCGUGGUUCACAGGGUAUACUUCUGGAUCAAUUGAGGUGAAGUACUUUUCCCGGAAUUGUUUACCGAAUUUUUCAGUCAUGUUUAGUUAAUGUUUAUCAAAUCUAUGUAAAGUUCCUGCUGAUUGACAAGGUUUAUAUAGUGGAUAAACUGACUC